AGCUAUAAUUCGGUUCGAUUCAACCGAACCGAAUUAUAGCUUGGUUCGGUUCGGUUUGCCUGCCCAAAACCGAAAUGCUCACCUGCUGCCUUAUCUCAAACGAGCCCCACUUUAAUCCCUCACCUCAAUCUCUUUCUACUCUCUCCUCCAUCAAUUAAUCCAUCACCCCUGCAUGCUCUCCCAUAUCACCCUCUUCAAUCCAUCCAUCUCUCUCUGCUAAAACAACAGGCCAUCAAUCCACCCUUACCAAGCACUCCGCCGCCUAGAGCACUCCGCCGCACAGAUCGCAAUGAGCUCCCUCCACCACCGGGCUCGCCUUCUCCCCAGAUCUGGAGCACUAAGUUCGCCGCUCGCCCAUUUUGAUGAAGAGGAAGCGGUGGCAAAGAGAAGACAGAGCCAUGGGAGAGCAUGCAGGGGCUCCACCACCGCUAAUUCUGUCGUCUCUGUUGCCGAUCCCGUCGCGGCACCACCUCUCCUUGUCGAUUGCGCCGCCGCCGAGAUGCCACACCAGAGUUCGUUUUUCGCGAUGAAGAAGGAGCUGGGUAGUGGGUACACCGUUUGAGGUUUCGAGUGAUCGAGAGAGAGUGAGAGACGGUCAGUGGUGGUGAGUGGGUGAUUGUGGUGAGCGGCGGACGAGAGGGAGAGACAAAGCGAGAGAUAGAUGGAAUUAGGAUUAGGUUUUGUUAUUGUUGGGUCUUUCUUUCUUUGGAUUCUGGAGGAGGCGACCUUCAAUUUGAGUCUCGGUUGCUGGGCUUGGCCCUCAGGUGGGCUUCUUUAAUUUGUUGGGCCUGGCAGGAUGUGGUAGUUGGGUAUGCAAUUUCGGUUUAUCGGUUUGGAACUCGGAAUUUCGGGUUCGGUUGGCAUACUCUGUAUUCCGAAUUAAGAGUAUUUCCUUUCCGAUUUCCGAUCCGAAUAGUGAGAAUUUUGGUUUCGGUCAGUUUUGCUUCGGUUCGGUUCGGAGAGUUAAAACCGAACCGGAUGCCCACCCCUACUUAGUUAGGUCUGUAACACCCCGACUUUGGGUUCAAGUUCGACCAAAAUACGAGAACGGUUGGGUUAACGGUUACGUACGAAGGGUUGCAACCGCGAAUUAUGUAUAACAACAACAACAACAGCUACUAUUACUACUACUAUUAAUAAUAUAAAAACCCUUUUUCCCUUACCCUGACACCGCCGCUACCCUACCUUUCACCACCGCCAUUAUUUUGUUGGCCCAUAGAGAAGCAACAGCGUGGUAGGUUGUGGAAGGGCAUCGCAGCGGAAGGACACCACCGCUUUCCUACCUUUUAGCACCGCCAUUAUUUUGUUGGAGAGAAGCAGCAGCGCGGUACGGAUGAACACCCCACUCGUCUCUACUACGAGACCUGCGUGCUUAAGCAGGCAACUUGAGCAGAUGGGCACCUCCUUCGCAGGACCUGAUGGACGACCUCCCUACUAGCAGCUCUCGUCCAUUGCUGGAUUUUCCUAGAGCUGCUAGCUUUGUGUCUUCCAAGGGGAAGCGAUGGGCAACCCACCCUACUCCGAGAGCUGCUAGCUUAAGCAAGCUCGUCCAUUGUUAAGCAAGCUGGUCCGUUGUGAUUUCCAUCCCAACCGAAGCAAGCUGGUCCGUUGUGAUUACCAUCAAACAAGUAGGAGUGUACUAUUAUUUCUGGAAGCGAGUAUGAAAUCAUUGGAGCAAAAUCAGAGCCAUUUCCGACAGAAGUAAGAUGAGUGUAAAGGGGGUAAAUUCUACGCCUUACGAUUUUCAAGUAAUUGCCUCAAGUAUUUUCGAGUAUUGCUUUACGUGAUAUAUGUGCAGUAUUUUGAUUCAUGUUUGAGAUUGCCUGGUUAUGGUUGAUGAUAUGUGCCUUGUUUGAGUUAUGACUUGAAGUGAAUGGUUAUUAUUUACCUUGUUAAAGUUUAAGAAACAAGGUCUUUUUAAGAAGUAACUCACCUUCAAGAAGGUGAAGUCGUUUUUAAGUGUUUUUAGUCACUAGCGUCUGUCUGUUGCCUUUUGAGACAUUUUGAGACAAAGCAGCAGUUAUGCUCUUGAGACUUUUAAGAUGAGCAGCAGUAUGCUCUUGAGAAUCGUGGUGAAGAGCCACCACGAUAAGUUUAAGAUGUUAGGGGGAUGAAUCGUUACGACUUCCCUAACUAAGUUCAAGUUUAAGGAAAGCCUGAAUGGCUUCUCAUACGUAUGAGUUGGCAACCAGACUAGCUAGUGAGGGAUCCCCGUGUCAGUCAAGUAUUUAAGUCAAGAUUUGUGUUUUAAGUGAGGAGAGUAACCUCAACUCCCUCAAAGUUUAAGAGUUAAGAUUUUAAGAUUGGAAGUACAACCAACUUCCACUAGUUAAAGUUAAGUGUUUAAGUAAAGUACGCAAGUAGUAAAACUAUUCAAACAUA
This is a messenger RNA of Linum trigynum, 2382 nucleotides long. The record is from the annotation of a GenBank genome assembly. Lineage: Eukaryota; Viridiplantae; Streptophyta; Magnoliopsida; Malpighiales; Linaceae.